Molecule: messenger RNA, 2444 nt
Organism: Prunus persica (peach)
Lineage: Eukaryota; Viridiplantae; Streptophyta; Magnoliopsida; Rosales; Rosaceae
Product: probable pinoresinol-lariciresinol reductase 3
Exons: 10
Coding region: 1392-2315 (307 amino acids)
Molecular function (GO): oxidoreductase activity
Source: RefSeq, a predicted model, not a curated record
AGUCUCAGAGCGAUACGAAGGAAGUGUUUGUUGGCUCCGUCUCACGCUCGUCUGAGGUUUUUUCACGGGAGAAGUUCCGGCGGCUUGGUGAAGGAGUGGUCUCGCGGUCGACGCACUUGGUCUUCAUGGAGGACGAUGAGGAGCUAGGGUUAUUGUUAGGGUUCGCUGCGCCGAUCUCCAGGUCCUGCACAGCGAGUUUUGCAGUGAGAGAGAGAGGCUUGCACAGUGAGUUUCUUAAGGCAUCCACUGUUGUCGAGUAUAGCCGCGCGGAACAACAAAGGAUGAUUUAGUAGGGGCCAAAAAUCUUGCACACAAAAUGUUUCGUAACACCGGGAACACAAAUCCUCUUCCCUGGAACAUUCACCAAGUAUUCGUUAAAUUGAAGGAAAAACAAGGUGUCAAAUACUUUGGAGUUUGGGGGAUUGGUUCUGUAUACAACCUAAAGCUUCGAUUCAAAAGACCAAUCUAGCUCUGGCAAUGUUUUUGUCGUAAGGGACCCGCGUAACGAACUUGUUCUUGUUGCUGGCUGAAUGGUUUCACCAUCAAUAAAUGGCAAUCAACUGCCUCGGUUGUAUGCGUAUUGGACCGUAAAUAAUGGGAAGAUAAGGUGCUUUAACUUGCCCUGCGCAGCAUUUGUACAAAUCGACCGGACGUUUACUCCCAAAAUGCCUUUGUCACCUCUGUCUACCAUUGGUGGACCAUCAUAUGAUAUGAAAUUCACUAUCUACUAGGAUACCCAAACAUCAAAUUGGUGGCUUGGCAGUAACAGACAGGAACAUUACAGUAGGGUAUUGGCCAAAGGAAAUGUUACCUCAUUUAAGAAAUGGGGCUGGAGAAGUAGGGUGGGGAGGAACUGCCAUGGCUGCAACAAAACGUAGCCCCCCAAUAGGGAGUGGCCAAUACCCAGAUGACAAUUAUGACCAUGCAGCCUAUUUCAGAAACCUGCAUUUCAUGAGGGGUUGGCUUAUGAUUUUCCUAUGUUUGUCAGAGGAAGAAGGUUAUAGCACAAAUUUAUUUUUACGAUACAAGCGAUAUUUCAGAUACAGAAAUAACUGCUCUUAACUACUUAACUUUUCGACUCAAAAGUACAAUUUAAUUGCAUAUGGGUAUGACAUUGUUGUAUAAUUGUAUUACAAAGAAACAUUCGGCGUUUUAGAAAAAGAAAACAAAUGUAUAUGUCAGAAAUAAUCUCAUCCAUCCAUUGUGGUCUAAUCCAAAGGCAUAAAAAAUUUGUCAAAAUGUGUUGUAAAUUCUUCCUCGGUAUAAUCAGGGGAGUUCGUAAAAACACGUUGAUGAUUGAUCCAAGAAACGUAAGAAGUUAGCCCAAAAAAAAAACUGAUCUUGAGAGAUAUUUUUACUUUUUCUUUUUGGGAUUUGAGAGUGUUUGAGAAAUGGAGAAGAGCAGAGUAUUGAUAAUCGGAGUGACAGGAAAUCUUGGUCACCAUUUGGCCAAAGCCACCCUCCAAUUUUCUCACCCCGCAUUUGCUCUCGUCAGGCCCUCUUCCUUCUCCGACCCUCACAAGUCCCACAAGCUUCACUCUCUCUCCAAUGCCGGCGUCACACUCCUUCAAGGUUCACUUGAAGACGAAGAAAGCCUUAUGGCAGCAGUGAAGCAAGUGGAUGUGGUGAUUUGUGCUGUUUCGGCCAAACAAGUCCUCCUUCAGAAGCUCCUUGUCCAAGUGAUCAAAAAAUCUGGCUGCAUCAAGAGGUUUAUUCCCUCAGAAUUUGGGUUGGACCCAGAUAAGACUAGAAUAUCAGACAUGGACUACAACUUUUAUAAGCAGAAAUCUGAGAUUAGGCGUUUUGUGGAAGCUCAUGGUAUUCCCUACACUUACAUUUCGUGCAAUUUCUACAUGAGUUAUUUGCUUCCUCAGCUUGUUCAGCCAGGCCUCAAGGUCCCUCCGAGGGACAAGGUUACAAUUUUUGGCGACGGGAUUACUGAAGGUGUUUUUGUGAAGGAAAGUGAUGUUGCUAAGUUCACUAUCAGGACUUUGGAUGAUCCACAAACGUUGAAUAAGGUGUUGUAUUUGAGGCCGCCCGGAAAUGUGUACUCAAUGAAUGAACUUGUUGAGCUUUGGGAGAGUAAGAUUGGGAAGAAGCUGGAGAAGGUAUUUGUAUCAGAACAAGAGCUUCUUAAGAAAAUUAAAGAGACUCCAUAUCCUGACAACAUGGAGAUGAUUUUUAUAUAUUCUGCAUUCGUAAAGGGAGAUCAAACUUACUUCAAUAUCGAGUCAUCCGGUGGUCUAGACGGUACAAAACUGUAUCCAGAGCAGAAUUUUACUACAAUCAGUGAAUAUUUAGACACCUUAUUGUAACAGCUUUUUUCACUUUUUUAGGCUGAGCUACUUUUUUUAUGCCUAGAGGAUUCAAUUUAACAAGCUCAAUAAUGUACUUGGAUUUCAUUACAAAUAUAUUCACAUGGCCUCUUUAGCGUUGACUUGAAA